Molecule: messenger RNA, 2477 nt
Organism: Colias croceus (clouded yellow)
Lineage: Eukaryota; Metazoa; Arthropoda; Insecta; Lepidoptera; Pieridae
Gene: Vps53
Product: vacuolar protein sorting-associated protein 53 homolog
Exons: 12
Coding region: 6-2396 (796 amino acids)
Biological process (GO): retrograde transport, endosome to Golgi
Cellular component (GO): GARP complex
Source: RefSeq, a predicted model, not a curated record
UAAACAUGGAUUCAAACGACGUUGACGACAAGGACAGCGGUCCUGAAGUUCAAUUGAACUUCCCGGCCUCUGUGAUGAGUAGAAUCGAAGAGUUAAUGGGAGGCACUGAACAGUUCGAUAGUGAUGAAUUUGAUGCAGUGUCCUACAUAAACAGAGUGUUCCCAACGGAGCAAUCUCUAUCGGGAGUAGAGACGGCGGCGGCGCGAUGCGAGUUCCGACUCGCGGCUGUGCAACAUGACAUACGGCGGCUGGUGCGAGCGCAGCACGACCAGAGGAUAGCUGGCCAUGAGGCGCUGCUGGAGGCGCAGAAGUGUAUCUCUGAAUUGGCUUUACAAGUAACAGACAUAAACAAGAAAGCAGAACGCAGCGAGAGCAUGGUCCGCAAGAUAACCUCCGAGAUCAAGCAGCUGGACUGUGCCAAGUGGAACCUCACGGCGGCCAUCACAGCGCUCAACCACCUGCACAUGCUGGCGGGGGGAGCUGCCUCACUGCGGGCGCUGGCUACCAGCAGACAGUAUAAAGAGCUGGUGUUGCCCCUGCAGGCUAUCAUGGAGGUGUUGGAGCACCUGGAGUGCUACCGCGAGAUCCGCGAGCUGAACGCGCUGCGCGAGGAGGUGCACGCCAUACGGGCCGACCUCGCCGCGCAGAUACUGCAGGACUUCAAGCAGGCCUUCACCGGCGCGGCUGCAGGCGCGGUGUCGGCGCGCACGCUGGGCGACGCGUGCGGCGCGCUGGACGCGCUGCAGCCGCGCGCGCGCACCGACCUGCUCGCCUGGCUCGUGCGGCUGCAGCUGCAGGAGUACGAGCACCUGUUCUCCGCGGAACAGGAGCAAGCGUGGUUAUCGCACGUGUCGCGUCGCUACGCGUGGCUCAAGAAGCACUUGCUGUCGUUUGAGCAGACGCUCGCCAACGUGUUCCCGGCGCAUUGGAGGCUCAGUGAGAGGAUCGCCUAUCAGUUUUGUAAGGUGACCCGCGACAGUCUGACGUCACUGAUGGCUGCUCGACGCAGCGAGCUGGACUGCAAGCUGCUGCUGUACGCCAUACAGCAGACGCACAACUUCGAGCUGCUGCUGCACAAGCGCUUCAUCGGUACAGAACCAAACACGGAAACUCUGGAAGCGAGUGGUGGUGUUAAAGAAAUAUCGUUUGAUGAUGAAAACGAGACACCAGAACAAACAGAAGGACAAAACACAAACAGUUCUCCGUGGCUUGGAUUAAUCGGCAGUUGCUUCGAGCCGCACUUGUCUCUCUACAUACAGAGUCUCGACACUAACCUGCGGUCACUCAUGGAUAGGUUUAUACAGGAAGCAAAAACGAUGGAACUGAGCGAAGUAUCGGAGACGGGUAGCGGAGCGGGCGGAGUGCUCGCGAGUUGCGCUGAUCUGUUCCUGUUCUAUAAGAAGUGCUUAGCGCAGUGUGCGAGACUGUCCACUGGGGAGCCUAUGAUUGAGCUCGCGGGCGUGUUCCAGAAGUACCUGCGUGAAUACGCCCGCAAUGUGCUGCACAGUUGUGUGCCGCACGCACACACGCACGCGCACGCACACACGCUCACCGUGCCCGCGCUCGUCACCAACCUGCACACGUUCCUGAACGACGCGACCCACAGGUACACAAAACAGGAGAUCGCCAAAAUUACAAGCGUGAUAACAACAUCGGAGUACUGUCUCGAAACAACUGUACAUUUGGAGGAGAAACUCAAAGAGAAAGUUUCCCCCGCACUUGCCAAUAAAAUAGAUCUCGGCCCAGAACAAGAUCUGUUCCACAAGAUGAUCAGCACGUGUAUCCAGCUUCUGGUCCAAGAUCUAGAGCUGGCCUGCGAUCCCGCACUACAAGCUAUGACCAAAAUAUCCUGGCUUCACUUCGACACCGUUGGAGAUCAAAGCUCGUACAUUACACAAAUAAUCAUGCACCUAAAAAACACAGUCCCAGUAUUACGAGACAAUUUGGCGUCCUCGAGAAAGUAUUUCACGCAAUUCUGUAUAAGAUUCGCAAAUUCCUUCAUCCCCAAAUUUAUUCAGAAUAUCUAUAAGUGUAAGCCGAUUUCGACGGUUGGUUCGGAACAGUUGUUGUUAGACACGCAUAUGUUGAAAACUGCGUUGUUAGAACUGCCGUCUAUUGGCUCGGAAGUGAAGAGACAAGCGCCGACCACGUACACAAAAGUUGUUAUAAAACUGAUGACGAAAGCUGAAAUGAUUUUAAAACUGGUAAUGGCGCCUCUAGAUAAUAAUUUGGAAGGCUUUGUGGGACAGUUUCUACAAUUAUUACCGGAGAGUACGAUCGCAGAAUUUCACAAAGUUCUGGAUAUGAAGGGAGCGAAAUUAUCUAAAACGCAACUAAGUGCGUUGGACGCACUGUUUAAAGAAACCUCGAAAUCGAAUAAUGAGAUUAGUAAAUAGUUCUUUAAAAGCAAAAAGACUUAUUUAUGUGUAUUGUAAUAUUGUUGUAUUAAUUAUGAAAUAAAUCAGUUUAUUAUAUUA